GUAUAAGCACACACUAGAUAGUAGAUACGUGUUGAUGGAAGUGAUCUGAUUCUGAUGGAAGAGAUGAUCUCUGCCUGUCGCAAUUUCCUACACACACCACCAUUCUCCCUCUUAUCUUCUUCUUCUUCAAGGCUUCAACUCUCUGCUUCUUCUUCUUCUUCUUCUUCUUCUGCCAUGGAGACCAAUGGCCGCAGCAAAUUCCUGGACUUCCCCUUCGUUUCAGCUCCCCACAAGAACCUCAUGGUUGAUCUCGUUUCAUCAUUCGAGAAUCGCUUCCACUCUCAGCUUCUUCCUUGCUCACUUCCCCCUGAUGUUCAGCAUUAUCAGAGCCAGACUGGUGCUGCCCAGGUUUCACUGCAUAUCAGACCUGGUCACACUGACUCCCCAAUAGAUUUUGUGUUGGGAAGCUGGGUGCAUGCUGCGCUGCCAACAGGAGGAUCCUUAGACAUAACAAGUCUUUCAGCCUAUCUCAACAGUUCAAAUGAUGCACCAAAUUUUGUGUUUGAACUAAUCCGAAGUAGUCCAACUAUGGUGAUUCUCAUUCUUGAUUUGCCUCCUCGGAAAGAUCCUGUUCUUUGGCCAGAUUACCUCAAAACUUUCUAUGAAGACACAAAACUUGACACACACAGGCAGGCUCUGGAGAGAGUGCCAGAGGUUCAGCCUUACUUCUCCUCCUCCCUUUUUAUACGCACCGUUGCAUCCCCUACAGCUAUCAUGGUUCGUAUUCAGACUGAAAAUGGCGACGAAGAGCGAAUGGAGGAGAUCAUCAAGAACCAUCUGGACCCCAUUUCAAAGCAAGUGUUGGGGAUCUGGUUGGAUCAUUGUGCUUGUGCCAUGCGAGAAGUAGGAGAGGAAGACAGAGCUUAUCUGAAAAAAAGGGAUGGUCUCAUUAGAAACAAGACUAUAGAGGUUGAUCUUGGUUCAAGCUUUCCAAGGUUGUUUGGUCCAGAAGCAGCAAACAGAAUACUGGAAGCCAUCAAGGAGUACUUUGCUGUCUGAGAUGCACAUUUAUUUGGAACUCUUAGAAUUAGAUACUUUAUGGUUACGUGUACUUAGGUGUGUUUGGUUAUCCGUUUGCACUAAUACAAAUGGACAUUCACAUGUACUCCAAGAUAAAAAGUGAACAUAUUGUUCUUAUGAGUAUUCAACUGGUAUGUUCAUAAGUUCAUUUGACAA
Lotus japonicus is the source of this 1176-nucleotide messenger RNA. Its product is annotated as red chlorophyll catabolite reductase, chloroplastic-like. The coding region runs from base 55 to 999 and encodes 314 amino acids. Gene Ontology annotation, biological process: chlorophyll catabolic process. Gene Ontology annotation, cellular component: chloroplast. Gene Ontology annotation, molecular function: red chlorophyll catabolite reductase activity. Lineage: Eukaryota; Viridiplantae; Streptophyta; Magnoliopsida; Fabales; Fabaceae. The transcript has 2 exons. The record is from RefSeq and is a predicted model, not a curated record.